This is a messenger RNA of Phalaenopsis equestris, 1260 nucleotides long. RefSeq names its product protein SULFUR DEFICIENCY-INDUCED 1-like. The transcript has 4 exons. The record is from RefSeq and is a predicted model, not a curated record. NCBI's taxonomy places the organism in Eukaryota, Viridiplantae, Streptophyta, Magnoliopsida, Asparagales, Orchidaceae. Gene Ontology annotation, molecular function: protein binding. Bases 106 to 987 code for a protein of 293 amino acids.
UGGAUGGAUUCUCGUCCUCCAUCUUCUCCUUCUCCGGGAGAAUAAGAAAGCAGGGUUCAUCAUCUUUUUCUUUCCGUCUCUUUAAGCUUUCACUCACUCUCGCAAAUGGAAGGAGUUAAGUGGAGAAGUUCAAGAGGAGGGAAGAAGGAUCUAUUCCAUGUAAUCCACAAAGUCCCCGCCGGGGAUAGCCCCUACGUUAGGGCUAAACAUCUGCAGCUUAUAGAGAAGGAUCUGGAUUCAUCCAUUGUCUGGUUCUGGAAAGCAAUCAAUGCUAGUGACAGAGUCGAUAGUGCGCUUAAGGACAUGGCAGUGGUGAUGACGCAGCAAGACCGAGCUGAGGAGGCCAUUGAGGCCAUCAAAUCCUUCAGGCACUUCUGCUCCAAGCAAGCUCAAGAGUCCUUGGAUAACUUGCUAAUCGAUCUUUAUAAGAAAUGUGGUAUGGUUGAGGAGCAAAUUGAACUACUGAAGCAAAAGCUUAGGAUGAUAUACCAAGGAGAAGCAUUCAAUGGGAAGCCCACAAAGACUGCUCGAUCUCACGGCAAGAGAUUCCAACUCUCCAUCAGGAAAGAAACCAUCCAUGUCCUGGGAAACUUGGGUUGGGCAUACAUGCAACAAAACAACUUUGUCACCGCAGAGGCGGUCUAUCGCAAGGCGCAAAUGAUCGAGCCUGAUGCUAAGAAGGCUUGCAACCUUGGAAUCUGCCUAAUGAAGCAAGGCCAUUUUGAUGAUGCAAGGUGUGUUCUACUUGAAAUUGUCAACCAUAAAUUAAUAGGUUGUGAUGAGAGAAAGGUGAGUGAUCGUGCUAAUGAGUUACUUUACGAGAUCGAGUCACGGCAGUCAAAUUCAGAUGUAGAUAUUGAUUUGAGGUUGGAGGAGAAGAGCAUUGUGAAACUUGACCAUGUAUUGAACGAAAGCUGUCAACAAAUAUCUAAGAGAUUGCCUAUCUUUGAAGAGAUAUCCACACAUAGAGAUCAAACGGCUUUCUAGUCCAGUUUCUCUUUUGCAAUUACUUUUUUCAUUGAGUUCUUAAAUGUAAGCUUUUUACAAUAUUCAGUGUUCUGUUUCAUUUUCUUUUAGGACAUCCACUAGCAAUUGAAAUGAUCUAGUAGUUGUACAGAAUUUUGAUCUAGAGAAAGAAAAUAAGUGAGGCAACAUGAAAGGCUGUUUUCAUCUGUAAAUUUACCCAUGGGAACAAACUUAUAUCAUCUGCAUGAUAAGCAUUAAUACUUCACCAUGUGUAUAUUUGAUUAGAAGAAAAGA